AUGGAUAUAAAGUCUGAGGGCAUGCGGACCACAACUUCUUACAUCAACGCGUCGGACCACCUCUUCGGAUCCUCGCCACAGCCAACCGCACAGCGGUACGAGAAUGCCUACCGCUUGACUGGGGUGGAAGGAUCGUCCUGGCCCGCGGUCUCGCAGAUCGUUCACCAGCGCGGCGGCAUUCUCGAUAUCGGUGAGCAGAUGAAGACUCCGGAGCUGGCCAUUUCAUUCGCCCGUGAUGUCGAAGCGCUGACAUAUUGCGCAUCGCGGGUGCCUGCCAAGAGCGCGGAGAUGGGCGCGGACACUGAGCGCCAUGGCUAG
This is a messenger RNA of Lasiodiplodia theobromae, 318 nucleotides long. RefSeq names its product Molybdopterin oxidoreductase. Lineage: Eukaryota; Fungi; Ascomycota; Dothideomycetes; Botryosphaeriales; Botryosphaeriaceae. Bases 1 to 318 code for a protein of 105 amino acids. The record is from RefSeq and is a predicted model, not a curated record. The transcript is spliced from 3 exons.